CGUCUGUAGUGUAUGUGUAUGAUGGUGGUUCAGGUCAGGUGCGCAGAGGCUGGCCUGAAAGCAGGGAGAAGGAGAUCCCAGAUGCAGAAAUAGUAAAAAAAUACCCCUUGACUAAAAAGGCUAGUGUCAGUAAGAGUUGGUUGUGUUACGUUUGCCAGCAGUCUCUAACGAUUUGCAUAGACGGUUCGGUAACAAGCUAGUGGAAAAAUAUGAGGGAUAUUGAGUUAAGAGGCAUGUUUUCUGCGCAUAUUAUUCUGGUCCUGUCCAUUGUCUUUUCUACUUUGGUCCCCUCUCUAUUUUUGGAUGAGUUUUCUGUAACAGGAACCCACUUGCUGUGGUUGUGUGUUUGCUCUGCCACUGUUGCUGCUGUUACCAUUGUUUUGUAUUUAUUAUUGGAAACGAAUCCUACCUCCAACAAAAAGAAUUCCCUCGGUAGCAAGAUCACUAAGAUCUUCAGAUCCUGUUUGUUGUUCUUUAUAUCCUGUGUAAUAUUUCAUGGGAUUUUAGUUUUAUAUGGAGCCCCACUUCUAGUGUCCUUCAGGGAGACCUUUAUGUUUGCUGUACUUUUGUCAACCUUUACAACACUUCGUUGCCUAUGUAUGCUGGGACCCAAUGUCCAGGCCUGGAUACGUGUCUUCAGUAAAAAUGGGGCUAUGUCAAUCUGGGAUACCAGUCUUCAGAUCACCACAAUUUGCAGUUUGUUUGGAGCCUGGCUUGGAGCAAUUCCUAUUCCGCUGGACUGGGACAGACCUUGGCAGGUGUGGCCAAUUUCCUGUACACUUGGAGCAACAUUUGGAUUCACUAUCAGUCUUGUCAUCGCACCAUUAUGGAUAUACUGGCACAAGAAACACCUCACAUACAAAUGCAGAUGAUUUCAGCAGCUAUUGAGAAGGCUCUAAUACAUUUGGUUAAACCAACUCCAUUCCGAACUAUGCAGAACCACAUGUGGGUAAUCGGCAUCUCUCCAAGGCUUUAUUUUGUAGAAUAAAAAUGUUUACUUUUCUUGAACACUGUUCCAGAACAGAAUAAGUUUUUCUGUGGCAUGCCUCAGAUGAUUUGCUUCCUAACUUAAGGGGGGGGG
This is a messenger RNA of Chiloscyllium plagiosum (whitespotted bambooshark), 1081 nucleotides long. It is a transcript of the gene pigf, whose product is annotated as phosphatidylinositol glycan anchor biosynthesis, class F. The record is from RefSeq and is a predicted model, not a curated record. Gene Ontology annotation, biological process: GPI anchor biosynthetic process. Lineage: Eukaryota; Metazoa; Chordata; Chondrichthyes; Orectolobiformes; Hemiscylliidae. Gene Ontology annotation, cellular component: endoplasmic reticulum membrane.